GUUGGAAGAGAUCAUAUGAGAAUUUCGUGGAUGACGGCCGAGAGACACGCCCCUUCAAUCGUCGAAUACGGUAAAACGCCGGGAAAAUAUGAAGCAUUGGCCACCGGCGAACACACGUCCUAUCAUUACUUGUUUUACAUCUCUGGAAAGAUCCAUCACGUUACCAUUGGACCCCUGGAUCCCAACACAUACUACUACUACCGCUGUGGUGGAACCGGCCAGGAGUUCUCGUUCAAGACACCCCCAUCGACGUUCCCCAUUGAAUUUGCAGUUGCAGGAGAUUUGGGACAAACUGAAUGGACGGCAUCGACCCUGAAGCACAUUAACAAUAGCAACUACGACGUCCUUCUGCUCCCAGGAGAUCUUUCUUAUGCAGACGGCCAACAGACUCUAGACACCUUCGGAUGCCUUGUGGAGCCAUAUGCGAGCAGUCGUCCAUGGAUGAUCACAGAGGGCAACCAUGAGAUCGAAGUUGUCCCUAUUGUCCAGCCCCUGGCCUUCACCGCCUACAAUGCAAGGUGGAGGAUGCCCUUCGAGGAGAGCGGAUCCCGGUCCAAUCUAUACUACUCGUUCAGUGUAGCCGGGGUCCAUGUCGUCAUGCUGGGGUCCUACACUGACUUCGAUGCUGGCUCGGCCCAGUACAAGUGGCUCCACGCUGACCUGGCCAAGGUCGACCGGGCCAGGACCCCAUGGAUUGUGGCCCUCCUUCACGCACCGUGGUACAACACCGAUUCUGCCCAUCAAGGGGAAGGAGAGAGCAUGAGGAAAGCCAUGGAGGGUUUGCUGUAUCAGGCCCGAGUUGACAUUGUUUUUGCUGGCCACGUUCAUGCCUACGAACGCUUUGUAAGGGUUUUUUCAGAUAAGGGGGACCAAUGUGGUCCAGUGCACAUGACAGUAGGUGAUGGAGGAAAUAGAGAAGGGUUUGCUUUAACGUUUGAGAAGCCCAGCCCUCCAAUAUCUCAGUUCCAAGAGGCGAGCUUUGGGCAUGGGCGGCUGAGGGUGGUUAACGAGACGCAUGCCCAUUGGUCAUGGCACCGCAACGAUGACCCUGACUCGACCAUCCGCGACGAGGUUUGGUUGGAAAGCCUUGCUGCAUCUCGUGCCUGUGGGGUUUCACUACAAGCUCAUGCACCGUCUACCUCGGAUGAGCUUUAAGCUAAUCGCUGCCGAAUAUAUAGAUGCUUUGAUCAGUGUUCAKUCGCCCAAUAUUUCAUUGUUGAUACUUCUUAGGGGAUAUUCCUGUAAUUCCAGGCCUCAGACCUCAU
This is a messenger RNA of Nelumbo nucifera (sacred lotus), 1265 nucleotides long. NCBI's taxonomy places the organism in Eukaryota, Viridiplantae, Streptophyta, Magnoliopsida, Proteales, Nelumbonaceae. The record is from RefSeq and is a predicted model, not a curated record.